CCCGCGCUGCCGCCGCAGCUCCUCUCCGUCGCGCCGAUGAUGGACUACACCACCGCGCACUUCCGCGCGAUGUGCCGGAUGCUCUCGCGCAAGACGUGGCUCUACACGGAGAUGGAGGUGGACCAGACGUUGACGCACGUCGAUCACCCUCGCCUCGACCGGUACCUGGACUUCCCGCUUCAGACGCACCCGAGCGUGUUGCAGCUCGGUGGGUCGGACCCGGAGUCGCUGGGUAGAGCGGCCGCGAUCGCGGCGCCGUACGCGUACGACGAGCUCAACUUGAACUGCGGGUGCCCGUCGCCGAAAGUCGCGGGGAAGGGAAACUUCGGCGCCGCGCUCAUGCUCGAGCCGGAGCUCGUCGCGGACUGCGUCGCCGCGAUGGCGGCCAACUCGGGGGGCGCGCCCGUCACGGUGAAGUGCCGCAUCGGCGUCGACGACGUAGACUCGUACGACGCGCUGUGCGCGUUCGUGGAGACCGUCGCCGCGCGGAUGCCGCCGCGGCGGGGAGAGGACGCCAGGCCGCUGUUCGCGAUUCACGCGAGGAAGGCGCUGCUCAGGCGCGUUCUAUACACUGGUUCCCAUACGACCGCCGGCCUCUCCCCCGCGGAGAACCGAACGGUGCCGCCGCUUCGGCACGAGUGGGUGCACGCGCUCGCGAGGGACUUUCCGGACGUCGCGUUCGCGAUCAACGGCGGGAUCAACACGCUCGAGGAGGCGGUCGCGAUCGCGCGUGGCGAGGGGACGCCGGUGGGGGGCGGUCGGCUCGUCGGAACGAUGAUCGGCCGCCGCGCGCACGCGGAUCCGUGGGGUCUCCUCGCGCGCGCGGACACCGCGGUGUUCGGGGAGGCGAGCGAUCCGUGCGUCAGUCGACGCGCGCUGCUGGAGACGUACGCGGCGUACGCGGACGCGACGUGGGCGAGGUACGGCACGACGAAGGACGGGUACGCGGUGCCUUCGAUUCGGCAUCUGAUGCACCCGCUGCAAAAUUUGUUUCUCGGAGAGCCCAACGCGAAGCGAUGGAGGCGGGAGGUGGACGAGGUUUUGAAGCGCGACGCGAGGCGCGCGACGACGACGGUGACGGGCGUGCUCGAGGAGACGCUGAGGGUGCUUUCGGACGAGACCUUGGAC
Molecule: messenger RNA, 1128 nt
Organism: Micromonas pusilla CCMP1545
Lineage: Eukaryota; Viridiplantae; Chlorophyta; Mamiellophyceae; Mamiellales; Mamiellaceae
Exons: 3
Biological process (GO): tRNA dihydrouridine synthesis
Molecular function (GO): tRNA dihydrouridine synthase activity; flavin adenine dinucleotide binding
Source: RefSeq, a predicted model, not a curated record